GGUCGGCAAUCGAACCUGUGUUUACUUCCGGAUUUCCUGUAUAUGGCAGAGCUUGAAAACAGCCACUCCAGUUGCCCUACAAGCUCAGCAAGAGCCCCGUGCCCCGAUCCGAGCCCGUCUCCGGUGAAGCGCGGUGCCCCGGUGACUCGGUGCCCGGAGAGAGAGAGCCCUACACCGGCACAGACGCGGAGAGAUUAGCGCGGCUUUACACGACCAUUCACGGCAGAAACUCUCCUCUGCCACCCUUCGCCAAACGUCAAAGUCAAUGCGGUCCUUGAUCAGCGCGCUGGAGCUCAUCCGCGUCUCACUAACGCGCUUUCGCUCGGGAAACACAGAUUAAACCCGCAGAACGCAGAUCCACACGGUGAGCUCGCGUUACCGGGGAACAGAACGAGGAGCACGGCAGCUCUAGCUGGAUUUAUCCCGUUCAGGCAUCAUGGAGUGGUUAAUGGGGAAGGGUAAAGGGAAGCCCAAUGGGAAGAAGCCGGCCACCGAGGAGAAGAAGCAUUACCUGGACGCCGAGUACACCAAGGUCCGAGUCGUGGACUUCGAGCUGAAGGAGCUGGUGGUUCUGCCCAGGGAGAUCGACCUCAACGAAUGGCUCGCCAGCAACACCACGACGUUCUUCAACCUCAUCAACCUGCAGUACAGCACCAUCUCGGAGUUCUGCACCGGGGACACGUGCGCCGCCAUGACCGCCUGCAACACGACGUAUUUCUGGUAUGAUGAGAAAGGGAAGAAGACGAAGUGCACAGCUCCUCAGUACGUGGACUUCGUGAUGAGUUCGGUCCAGAAGCUGGUGACCGACGAGGACAUCUUUCCCACUAAAUACGGUAAAGAGUUCCCCAACACCUUCGACACGCUGGUGAAGAAGAUCUGCAGGUACCUGUUCCACGUUCUGGCGCACAUCUACUGGUCCCACUACAAGGAGACGGUGGCCAUGGACCUGCACGGACACCUGAACACACUGUACACACACUUCGUAGUGUUUAUAAGGGAGUUCAACCUGAUGGACCCGAAGGAGACGUCGAUAAUGGAGGACCUGACGGAGGCCCUGUGCACGCCUCUGCCUCCGGUCCCACAGAACCACGUGAGCGAGAGAUGAGGCCGCGCUGGAGCCGCACCUGUGCCACGCCGGGGCCGGAGGACUGCCGCAGCGCUCCACAGACGCUGGGACUCACACCUGCACCCUUACUGAACAUUGAUGUCUUUAGGACCCAGCCGGGAGCACUCACAGCGGGCCGAAGGAGGUUUAACCCUUUAACCGAGACGCUUUUCCCUUUCCUUCCCGAUU
This is a messenger RNA of Rhinichthys klamathensis goyatoka, 1294 nucleotides long. It is a transcript of the gene mob2b, whose product is annotated as MOB kinase activator 2b. The record is from RefSeq and is a predicted model, not a curated record. NCBI's taxonomy places the organism in Eukaryota, Metazoa, Chordata, Actinopteri, Cypriniformes, Leuciscidae. Gene Ontology annotation, molecular function: protein kinase activator activity. Gene Ontology annotation, cellular component: nucleus; cytoplasm. The transcript is spliced from 5 exons. Gene Ontology annotation, biological process: positive regulation of protein phosphorylation; signal transduction. The coding region runs from base 437 to 1105 and encodes 222 amino acids.